AUGGUCCCUGUCGUAGUAAUUCUUGACAUAAUUGUCCCUGUCGGAGUAAUUCACCGCUUCCAGAAAUGCGGCCACAACGAUGCUUCUCAUCGCGGUAGAGUCGUCUUCGGCAAUGAGACCUACCACAUCAAGUCUGUCAUGAACACGACAGGGCUCAGCAACGUGGACGUCGACCUUCAUGGCACUCUUCUGUGGGACAAAAACAUCCCAUACUGGCUCAACCACAGUCUCCCAGUCGGCUACCAAAACCAAUCCUCAGCAUGGCUAUUCGGCGGCGAGAACAUCAGAUGGGACGGUUUCGGCUACGGCACACUUGACGGCAAUGGUCAGGUCUGGUACGACUUCAUCAACGGCACAAACAACUACCCAGGACGACCACAUCAGAUCACCAUCACCGGCACCACUUCUAGCGUCUUCGAGCGUACCCGCUUCGUGCAAAGCCAAAUGUGGACCAUGACAAUCAUCCACUCCUCCGAUAUCCUGCUGGAAGACAUCUACAUCAACAGCACCGACACCAAGCAAGCCGUCGGCUUCGCCUUCUCCUCCCUGAACACCGACGGCGCUGACACGAUCUAUGCUGACAAUAUCAUGUUCCGCGGCUGGACCGUUGACAACGGCGAUGACAGUAUUAGCACAAAAGCUAACAGCACCAACAUCCUAAUGGAAAAUUGCGACUUCUACACGGGCCUUGGUGUGGCCGUAGGCAGUAUAGGCCAAUACGAGGGACGCUAUGAAAUUGUCGAGAACGUCACUGCUCGCAAUAUCACCAUUAACAACAUGCGAUACGGCGCAUACUUCAAGACCUGGACCGGAGUCAGCAGCGGGUACCCACCCAACGGAGGUGGCGCUGGUCUAGGGUACGCUGCCAACAUUACCUUCGAAGACUUCACGUUGAACAAUGCGAGUGGGAUCUUGGCUGUGACGCAGUCCACGAGCUACAACAGUGCGAGCGGCAAUUGCGAUACGUCAGAGUUCAAUCUUCGAGAUGUCACGUUGAAGAACUGGGCGGGAACGACGACGUCGGGGGUGAUGGCGGAUAUUCAGUGCAGUGCUGCAAGUCCUUGUACGGGUUUUACGAUCGAGGAUAUGGGUGGGAUUGUUGAUACUGUUAACGCUACGAUCCCGGCGAUCUAUCUUUGCGAUAACGUGGUUGAUCCUGUUGGGUUUAACUGUACUGGGAAGCCAUGGGAGGAGAACCCGCGGAGGUAG
This is a messenger RNA of Fulvia fulva, 1209 nucleotides long. RefSeq names its product Alpha-L-rhamnosidase rgxB. The transcript has a single exon. The record is from RefSeq and is a predicted model, not a curated record. The coding region runs from base 1 to 1209 and encodes 402 amino acids. Gene Ontology annotation, molecular function: polygalacturonase activity. Gene Ontology annotation, biological process: carbohydrate metabolic process. NCBI's taxonomy places the organism in Eukaryota, Fungi, Ascomycota, Dothideomycetes, Mycosphaerellales, Mycosphaerellaceae.